Hyposmocoma kahamanoa is the source of this 2007-nucleotide messenger RNA. RefSeq names its product A-kinase anchor protein 10, mitochondrial (gene pkaap). The coding region runs from base 296 to 1909 and encodes 537 amino acids. The transcript is spliced from 3 exons. The record is from RefSeq and is a predicted model, not a curated record. Gene Ontology annotation, biological process: intracellular protein localization. Gene Ontology annotation, cellular component: plasma membrane. Lineage: Eukaryota; Metazoa; Arthropoda; Insecta; Lepidoptera; Cosmopterigidae.
GCCUAUCCUCUUUGUGGUGGCCAUAUUUACAGAAAUAUAAUUAAACGUUAAUGUUUUCGGCUGAAGGACUUUGUUUCCAUGGCCAGCAAUAAAUUUAAAAAAAAAGUGUCAAUGUCACAAAUGAAGUCAAAAUUUGACGUACAACUACUUUACUUACCAUUUUGCGAAAUUGUUUUCAUUUCGUUAUUUGUUUACUUUUAUGGUGAAAUUGCAAACUUAUGAAGAAUUUACAUAAUUCGUGUCAUAGGGUAGGUGUGGAUUAUCUGGACUCGUGUACCGUGCUGUGCCGAAAGAAAUGAUCAAGUUUUGGAAAAGUGCAGCUAAAGGUAAAACAGGAUGUCCAGUACGGCCUCCCGAACAAGGAUGCUCAGAUCACAACAAUGCAAAAAUUUGUACCUUAUUGGAUACGCAACGGGGAGACGAUAACAAAGAUUUCAAUUGUACAUUUGCAAAGAAGUCAAAACUAACUCUGAAUUUACAUGACAUUUUAAUAGAAAAGAAAGCUCUCAAACAUUUCGUACAAUUUAUGGAAUCAAUCGAACAGAAUGUACUCAUCCAUUGUUGGCUGCAAUUAGACAACUUUCGGAGCCUAAUUUGUGGUGUAAAUCAUGAAGUUGAGAAUCAUUCUAAAAUAAGCAGAGCCAAAAGUUUCGACCUCCAUUGUAAAUGCAAACCUCAAGCUUCUCAAAGAUUUAGCUGGAGAGAAAGUGAUACAUUUUCUUCAUCCAGUGACUCAAAAUUUAAUAAAGUUGAUAGUUCAGUAGGUUCAUGUGGGAACUUAUCAGAAUAUUGUAACUCUGCAAAUUAUUGUGAGGUCUGUGAUAACAACAGCACUGUUAACCCUACUGAGGAAGCAGUGAACUUAUUUAAAAAAUAUGUGGCCCCAGAAGCGCCACACCUGCUGGACUUACCUGACAACUGUAGAAAAUUGGUGAUAUCCAACAUAUGCCAGCCAGAAGGUCAGAUCAAAGAAGACUGUUUUAAGCCAGUGCAAGAUGUAGUUUUUAAUAUAAUUGAAAAGAAAUACUUCAAUGAGUUCUCAAAUAGCACAUUUUACAUGAAAGCACAAAUCGACAUACUAUCAUGUGGCUCUCUUAACCUAGAGGACAUUCUGUACAAUGAUGCAAUAUUGUUCUUCUUUACAGAAUACUUAGAACAAGAAAAUUGCAGAAUCUUAUUGGAAUUUUUAAUAGCUAUUACGCACUUUAGAGACAACCUAUUGAAUGGAAAUAGCUCAAGUCCUGAACAAGCACAAGCUGAUGCUAUUGUGCUUUAUGAGAAAUAUUUUUCACUUCAAGCAACAACUCCUAUUGGUUUUCCUACUGAUAUUAGGUCACAAAUUGAAAGUGAUAUCUGCACAGAAGGAGGACCUCUUCCAACUUGCUUUGACAUACCAUACAAAAUUGUAUUUAGAACACUUACCAGGUAUGUUAAAACAUUUGUAGAAUCUGAGAUUUAUUAUAAAUAUUUGUCAGAAAUGAUCCAUUCUGUGGAUCAGUCAUCUAACAAUAAGUCCCAUUCAGAUUGUAGCAGCGAAUUUAGUAUAAGCACUCAAAAUACUCUGCUGGCCAUGGGAGACCCUGUCUUUCGUAAAAAGAAACGCAAUCAUUCUGUACCUGACAUGACUAUAGACUCUAAUCAAUUAUAUAAUGCUGAUGCCUUGUGGCAGAGGAAGAAGAAUGAUGGUUUAAGUUUGGGACGAGUGAAUAGUUUGGGAAGGUUUGAAUCAAGAUUUGAACCUGACCCAGAUAAGAAAGAUAAAUCAGUACUAAAGAAAAUGGUUAGUAAACUAGUGCCUACAACUUCUAGAGUUGAAGAGGAGAUGGCAUGGCAAAUCGCUCACAUGAUUGUUAAAGAUGUAACUGAUUUAACAAUGGCCCCACCCGACAAUGAAAAUGAUGAAGUAUGACUAUGUGAUUUUAUUGUUUAAAUAUAAAUUAAAUAUAUUUUGUAAAUGAACCUAAUUAUAAAUUCUGUUUAACUCUAGUUAUUAAUAAAAACAAUUUA